Molecule: messenger RNA, 1548 nt
Organism: Exophiala aquamarina CBS 119918
Lineage: Eukaryota; Fungi; Ascomycota; Eurotiomycetes; Chaetothyriales; Herpotrichiellaceae
Exons: 1
Coding region: 1-1548 (515 amino acids)
Molecular function (GO): protein binding
Source: RefSeq, a predicted model, not a curated record
AUGGCCGACACCGCCCAUAGGAAAGGCUCCAUGGGCUUAGGAUUCUUGAAUCCUUUUAAGGCCAAACAGUCGUCAAGUCGAUCAAGCUCAAGAGCAGGAUCUCUCUCCGAUUUUAGUAUUGACGAGUUCAAGAUUAACCAGAAGACUGCUUUUCAGUCUACCAACAAGCUCCGGAAAGGCUCGGCACCACCCACGAUGAGCAAAGGCUCAUAUGCCAGCUCCAAGAAGAACAGUCUCGAACAGUCUCGAUCUAGAGCUUCCGGGUAUGCAUCCCUGUCGUCGAACAGAGCUGUUGCUGUUGAGUGGGAUCAGGAUAAGGAGACCGGUGAGAGAAAGGACUACACCGAGAUGCUACAUAGUCUAGCCCACCGUGAUUCAGCCGAGUCGCUGGUGGAGAAAACAAAGGCGCUCUUCUCUGGGAUUCCUGAGCAACCCGCUCCGGAAUUCUUUGCCAAACUCCCAUCAAAGGUGUGGGCACAUGUUGUCCGUCAUCUCAACAUCCCAGAUACUGCAAGCCUUGCCUUUUCGUGCAAACCAUUCAGAGACCUAAUCGGUUCAGACAUCUGGAACGAGCUUGAUGGAAAGGACAACUAUCACGAUCGAAUCGAUUUUCUGAGUCGCCUUGAUAAGCAUCUGGCCGAUCAUCUCCUGUGCUUUCCUUGUGCCAUUUAUCACCUUCGGACCCAGAAGGGAAAAGAAAACCUAAGGCCGACCAAUGUUUCAAAUCCAAUAUUCAACUGUCCAAAUACCUUCAACAUAGAAAACAAGAUGUCUCGAAUGAGGCUGACAGUGGGACGGACUCUACCGUUUUCAUUUGCUCAACUUGUUCUACGCGCCCAAAGAUACUCCCCGGAGCAUGGUAUACCGCUUAAUACCUUAUCUCGUCGGUGGAAAGACCGUGAUGGUGAGUGGACUCAUCAGACCCAGUAUGCAAUUGUCAACGGGCAUCUCCUUCUCCGAGUAAUUAGCUGGGCUUUCGCAACACCUGAACUUCCGCCUGCUGGACUGCGCAAGCUUCUAUACGCUCCUAGUGAUAAUUUUGCGCCUUACUUUUCUGUAUGUGCACAUUGGCGGGAUGGCAACUUGAUGCCUGCAGUCAAAUGUGCACUUGGUCAUCAGAUCAAGCCUCCAGAGGGCAGUGGCGUGGCUGGUGCCGCUGCCAGAGUCAACUACAGAUUACAUCGACCCAACCCUAUUGUCACCUUAUGCUCAAACUGCAAACCAAUGAGACGAUGUCCCGAAUGUCCAUCAGAGUACCUGAUAGAGAUGAGAAUGCAGGAGGACAAGUCUGAUCCAACACAGUUAUUCAAACAAGCGAUCGUGCUGACCAGAUGGAGUGAUCUUGGUGAUGGUUCGUCCCCAGAAUCUCCAGAGUGGGCAGCAAUUAGAGGAGAUGGACCUUUCGAUUCUUUUACUGCCCUGGGAAGACGUGCCAUCUCUGGUAUUUUUGAAUCGCAGUUCACUGUGGAACAAGUCCCUCCGCAGCGGAUAGUUUCCAUGAACCCGAACAAAGAGAACCUCGGUGAAGCCGGACAUAAUUGGUACUGA